Molecule: messenger RNA, 858 nt
Organism: Nicotiana tabacum (common tobacco)
Lineage: Eukaryota; Viridiplantae; Streptophyta; Magnoliopsida; Solanales; Solanaceae
Source: RefSeq, a predicted model, not a curated record
AUGAAGAAAAAGUAUCAAGCUUUAGACAAAAUGCAAAGAUAUUAUUUCCCAAUGAAUGCUGGUGAUGGUGCCUACAGUUACUCCAGAAACUCCCAAUUGCAGAAAGAAGUGCUAGAUGGUGCUAAAGAGAUGAUAAGAGAUGCAAUUACUGAAAAGCUUGACAUCAAAAGCCUGUUAUCAGCUUCAAUAAACACAUUUCGUAUUGUAGACUUGGGAUGUUCAGUUGGACCGAACACUUUCUCAGCUAUGCAACAUAUUAUACAAGCUAUAAAGGACCAAUUCAGUACAGAUUCCAUUAAUAUUGUUCCUCAAUUCCAAGUAUUCUUCAACGAUCAUAUCACCAAUGAUUUCAAUACCCUUUUUCGAUCCCUACCUGCCGAUAGGUCUUAUUUUGCAUCAGGAGUUCCAGGGUCUUUCCACCGCAGGUUAUUUCCCUCAGGAUCGAUCCAUUUUGCACAUUCAUCUUCUGCUAUCCAUUGGUUAUCUAAGUUGCCAGAAGAGUUAUUAGAUGAGAAAUCCCCUGCGUGGAAUAAGGGAUUGAUUCACUAUGUAGAUGCCCCAAAUAUUGCAGUAGUUAACGCUUAUAUUUCUCAGUUCGACAACGAUAUGGAAGUGUUCUUGAAUGCAAGAGCUGAGGAGAUUGUUCCUGGAGGAAUAAUGGUCCUAGUUUCGCCAUUUUCAGGUUAUCGUCUCCUCAAAUUUUUCGGAUCAAGUCUUAUUGAUAUGGUCAAUGAGAUAAAAAUUGAACUUUUUAUGAUGAGAGUGAAAUGUGAAUGGAUAUGUGAAACUCAUGAAAAACUAGUUAGUUUUGAAGAAAUUGACACAGAGAUGGAGCUCCACUGCUCAAUUAAUGGAGCG